GACUAACUAUAUACCACCAUAGCUCCCAGCUGCAGAUCUGGUCUCUUUCCUUGUUCUUCCCGUGUGAAACUGCCAUGGCCAUGGAGCUUUGGUGCUGUGGCAGCAGGAGAGGAGCUUCUGGAUCCGAGAUUGCUGUUAUUCUUCUGCUCCUCAUCCAUGGAGCUCACUCCUUCUACCUCCCGGGCGUCGCUCCUCAGGAUUUUGAAAAGGGCGAUGAGCUGCAAGUCAAGGUGAACAAGUUGACCUCCAUAAAAACCCAGCUUCCAUACUCCUAUUACUCCCUCCCGUUUUGUCGCCCGGCGAAGAUUGUGGACAGUGCUGAGAAUCUCGGAGAAGUACUUCGUGGUGACCGGAUAGAGAAUUCUGCUUAUGUGUUCAAAAUGUGGGAGCCACAAAUGUGCAAUAUCCUCUGCAGGGUCAAGCUUGAUGGGAAAAUUGCGAAAGAGUUCAAAGAGAAGAUUGAUGAUGAGUAUCGGGUCAACAUGAUCCUUGAUAACCUUCCUCUGGUAGUUCCGAUCGAAAGAGUAGAUCAGGGUUCUCCAUCUGUUGUUUAUCAGCUCGGCUAUCAUAUCGGGCUUAAAGGCCAGUAUGUAGGGACCAAAGAGCAAAAGUACUUUAUCCACAAUCACCUUUCAUUUACGGUCCGGUAUCACAGAGAUAUGCAAACUGAUGCUGCAAGAAUUGUGGGGUUUGAGGUCAAUCCAUUCAGUGUCAAGCAUGAAUAUGAAGGACAGUGGAGCCAGAAGACACGUCUUACUACUUGUGAUCCACACACCAAACGCCUGGUUGUUAGCUCAGCUACCCCUCAAGAAGUUGAAGAGAAGAAGGAGAUUAUCUUCACAUAUGAUGUAGAUUUCCAGGAAAGUGAAGUGAAGUGGGCAUCUAGAUGGGAUGCUUAUCUUCUGAUGAGCGAUAACCAAAUCCACUGGUUUUCUAUCGUCAACUCCUUGAUGAUCGUCCUCUUCCUCUCGGGUAUGGUAGCGAUGAUAAUGCUGAGGACCCUUUACCGCGAUAUCUCAAGGUACAAUGAGCUUGAAACUCAAGAGGAAGCUCAAGAAGAGACAGGAUGGAAGCUUGUCCAUGGUGACUGUUUCCGGCCUCCGACCAACUCAGAUCUGCUCUGCGUCUAUGUGGGGACGGGUGUCCAAUGUUUCGGCAUGGUUCUCGUCACCAUGAUAUUUGCGAUGCUCGGGUUUCUGUCUCCGUCCAACCGAGGCGGUCUGAUGACAGCCAUGCUCCUUCUCUGGGUCUUCAUGGGUCUAUUUGCGGGCUAUGCCUCCUCUCGUCUCUACAAAAUGUUCAAAGGAACGGAGUGGAAGAAAAUCGCCUUCAGGACAGCGUUCAUGUUCCCAGCAGUCGUCUCGGCCGUCUUCUUUGUCCUAAACACCCUAAUCUGGGGACAGAAGUCGUCAGGGGCGGUACCCUUCGGGACAAUGUUCGCUCUGAUCUUCCUCUGGUUCGGGAUCUCGGUCCCGCUUGUCUUUGUGGGGAGUUACCUGGGGUUCAAGAAACCAGCCAUCGAGGAUCCCGUGAAGACGAACAAAAUCCCGAGGCAAAUCCCGGAGCAGGCUUGGUACAUGAACCCCAUCUUCUCGAUACUCAUAGGAGGGAUCCUACCGUUCGGGGCAGUAUUCAUCGAGCUAUUCUUCAUCCUGACGUCGAUAUGGCUGAACCAAUUCUACUACAUAUUCGGAUUCCUAUUCGUCGUGUUCGUGAUCCUCAUCGUGACAUGCGCCGAGAUAGCAAUCGUUCUAUGUUACUUCCAGCUUUGCAGUGAGGAUUAUCUGUGGUGGUGGAGGUCUUACUUGACUUCUGGCUCAUCGGCUCUAUACCUCUUCCUAUACGCAGCGUUUUACUUCUUCACGAAGCUUCAGAUCACGAAGCUCGUAUCGGCUUUGCUUUACUUCGGGUAUAUGCUGAUUGCGUCUUACGCCUUCUUCGUGCUUACGGGUACUAUUGGAUUCUACGCUUGUCUCUGGUUCACGAGGCUUAUCUACUCUUCGGUUAAGAUCGAUUGAUUCUUUUUCUCUCUCUCGGGUUUUUUGUGGGAGUACAUGAUGAUGAUGAUGAUGAUGAUGAUGAUGAUGAUGAUGAUGCAAAAGGUGAUGUAGUUAUGUUCCAGUUUAAACUCGUUGUUUUGGGUAACAGUAAUGUCAGUAAAGCAGUGGGGGGGGACAAACCUGAACCAUUUUUAUAGUGUAUUAUUAUUAUUAUUAUUAUUAUUAUUAUUAUUAUUUGCA
Messenger RNA from Tarenaya hassleriana, 2240 nucleotides. Its product is annotated as transmembrane 9 superfamily member 8-like. Gene Ontology annotation, biological process: protein localization to membrane. Lineage: Eukaryota; Viridiplantae; Streptophyta; Magnoliopsida; Brassicales; Cleomaceae. Gene Ontology annotation, cellular component: membrane. The coding region runs from base 75 to 2018 and encodes 647 amino acids. The transcript has 7 exons. The record is from RefSeq and is a predicted model, not a curated record.